Messenger RNA from Chlamydomonas reinhardtii, 609 nucleotides. RefSeq lists its product as uncharacterized. The record is from RefSeq and is a predicted model, not a curated record. The coding region runs from base 32 to 460 and encodes 142 amino acids. Lineage: Eukaryota; Viridiplantae; Chlorophyta; Chlorophyceae; Chlamydomonadales; Chlamydomonadaceae. The transcript has 3 exons.
CGGCAUGCAGAAGGCAAUACACACACGAACCAUGCCACGUAUGUGCGUGCUUGACGCUUUGGAGAAAGAGCAGGUGCCAAGGGUUUGCCCCAGCGCACAGCACCCGUUGCAUUCGCGCGAGGGCGCAGUUCUCCUGGGGAAGCCCAAGCCGUCCAACCCCGCGGGCGCGUUUUGCUGUAAAAUUAUAACCCGCGGAUGCAGCAUCGCAGCAGUCAAGGACAGGCAGGCGACCCAGACCCAGACCUACUCUCUCCCAGGAUUCACCGCGGCCCUUCGACUGCUGCUGAUUCAACGAUUUGCAGCGCUUCUGCUCGGCGAACUAGCCUUAUUUAGGUCUGUGGGCUUCAAGGGCUGCGAGAAGCCUGCAGCCCUUUUCUCCACCGACAGCGACCUUGGGCAGCAGCAGCAGCAGCAGCAGUUUGUUGGUGCGGAGCGGCAGCGCGCUCUAGCCACUCGCUAGCUAGCCGCCGGCCUCAGAACCAGCUUGCAAGCGGCGUCGCCUGGGCCAACACCAGCUGCAAGGCGGAAUGACUGCGAGGCGCACCCGGGCCAGGUCGGGCGUAGCAGCAGCAGCGGCAGCUGCAGCAGCAGCGGGAUAUGAUCCGGCAC